CUCUCCUCACACUCCAACCCUGCUCAUCUCUCAGCUGGACAGUAAGGGCCGUUCACACCACACACUGACAACAUGCUGGGGACACUCUGCACUCUCAUCACUGCUCUAACAUGUGUCAGUGGUGUGACUGUGGUGACACAGAAGCCUCCUGUUGUGACGGUGAGGAAAGGAGACACGGCCACUAUGGACUGUAACCUGGGGACUGUUGAGAGUAGUGCUGCUCGUUGGUAUAAACAGGUUCCAGGAGGAGUUCCUCAGUAUGUUUUAUAUUUCUACCACACUAAUAGUGCUCCUACCUAUGGCUCUGGUUUCUCCUCUCCUAAAUUCACAUCUAAUCAUCAGUCUAAAUCCGAUUAUCGUUUGAUUAUUAACACUGUGGAGGAGACAGACUCAGCAGUUUAUUACUGUAACACAUGGGACAGCUCUGUUAAAGAGUAUGUAUCACAAAUCACUGUGGUAUUCGGACCAGGAACCAAGCUCAUUGUCACUGACUCUACCCUCCCUCCUCCUGUCUUGACCAUCCUCCCCCCGUCCAGUGUUGAGUUGAAGUCCAGCAAAGUCACCCUGGUGUGUCUGGCUAGUCAGAUGGCCAUGGGCUACGCUGAUGUGAGCUGGACAGCGGGAGGGAAUCCGGUCACCAGCGGCAUCGCUACGAGUGGCCCCGUGCCGCAAGCCGACAAGACGUUCCAACUCAGCAGCUGUCUGACCGUUGACACGUCAGAAUGGAACCAGGACAAAGUGUUCUCAUGUAAAGUCACCGCGGGCUCCAAGUUCGCUGAGAAAGGCAUCAAGAAGUCUGAAUGCAGCACUGAAUAGUUUGAGAACCAUUGUAAUGUCAAUUUGAUAUUCUACAUCGCUUUUCAAGUUAUUGUUAAUGCAUCAGAAAAUAUACAUAUAUACACUCGGGUCCAAAAAAGAGAGAAAUUGCUACUAAUACUGAUAUCAUAGGCUAGGCUAUAUGAUAAGUAGACUCUGUAUAUUUGAAAUGUGUUGCUUUGCAGAUUUAUAAUAGUGGAAUUGUUAGAGCUUUGCUGUAUUGUGGAUAUUCAAUAAAGAGCAUUGUAAAGAA
Messenger RNA from Coregonus clupeaformis (lake whitefish), 1069 nucleotides. Its product is annotated as immunoglobulin lambda-1 light chain. The coding region runs from base 73 to 816 and encodes 247 amino acids. The record is from RefSeq and is a predicted model, not a curated record. NCBI's taxonomy places the organism in Eukaryota, Metazoa, Chordata, Actinopteri, Salmoniformes, Salmonidae. The transcript is spliced from 5 exons.